UGUAGAUGACAUAUGUUAUCGCACGCCUGUAAAUAAAUCUCCUGUAAACAUGGAGGUGUACGACUCGAUCGUCGUGGGAGCGGGAAUAGAGGGCUCGUCCACAGCAUAUAACUUGGUCAAGAAUGGACAACGCACCUUGUUGCUUGAACAGUUCCCCCUGCCCCAUUCUCGAGGAAGUUCUCAUGGACAAAGUAGAAUUACCAGGAUGGCUUAUGGCGAUGCCGAUUACUACACAGAGAUGAUGAAAGAGGCUUACAGAUUAUGGGAAAAACUAGAAAAUGAAUCCGGAACGACUAUAUAUACAAAAACAGGACUUCUAGCGGUGGGAAAAGCCGGAGACGAACUAAUUGAUGGAACUGUUCAGGCACUUCGGAAACACUCCGUGCCGUUCACAACACUGGACGGAAAGGCCCUGCGGUUGAAGUAUCCGAUGUUGGUCUAUUCCGAUGAUAUAUCGGGCGUGGAAGAUCACAGUGGGGGUGUUCUAUUUGCCGAUAAAGCUUUGGCGGCUUUUCAGGGUGAGUUUAUUAAGCACGGAGGCGUCCUGCGUGAUAACGAAUCUUUGGUGGACGUAUUCCCGGGAGACAUCGUGACAGUCAAGACAAACAAGGGCAGUUAUAGAGGCCGGAACCUAGUCUUGACUGUCGGGCCCUGGGCAACGAAAAUACUUCCUCCCCUCGGCAUACAUUUACCGCUCAAGGUGCUACGUAUCAGUGUGUUUUACUGGAAAGAGAAUAUUGCAGGAACGUAUGGCGCUGAUAAAUUCCCAAUUUUUCUGUGGGAUAACGCCAGUGGGAACUUUGAUGUGUAUGGCCUGCCUAGCCUAGAAUACCCGGGUUUGUAUAAGUUGUGCUUACACGCCGGACCAGAAAUUGACCCUGACAGACGAGACGACGUUGACAGCACCUGGGUAUUGGAUAAUAUGAAAAAGUUUGUCGCUGAACACUUCCCUCUUCUGGAGCCUCAUCCUGUUAUCACAGAAACAUGUAUUUACACUAACACUCCGGACCACGACUUUGUACUGGACAGACAUCCGGCCUGGAGGAACAUAAUCAUCGGUGCUGGCUUCUCAGGGCAUGGUUUCAAGCUAUCUCCAGUUGUAGGGAAAGUCCUCGCUGAGCUGGUCAUGCGGAAGACACCAUCCUACAACCUGUCUCAUUUUAGGAUCGACCGAUUCAACAAGUCAUCCAAAUGAUGAAUAAAAGAAAAAAAUCAAUGUCUAUAUAAUCAUCUAUAAUGACAAAAACGAACAAUUCAUCGUACAAUCAUAUCAAUAUGGAACAUGAUUAAAUGAAAACUAAUCAAAACUUGCUAGUGAUAUGUUCAAAUCGACAUCUGUGUGUUCGAAAAUAUGUUUGACAGUAUAUGAAUUACAAAUAUGGCAUCCUACAUAUUUGCUAUCAAUGCAUUGAAACAUACAAUAUCACCUUCAUGACAAGUAUAUGAUAACAUGGCUAUCAUAAGACCAUAUCCAUAUCCUAACCCGGAUCAACCAUCUGUCCAUAUCAGUCCCUAGGCCGCCGACCCUUCGGAUGUUGAGGUCCACGGAUGAUUCGGUGAAGGAUAUCGUUAUUGAGUUAGGACAGCCUUGUUGUCAUACAUUUGUACAUGCAUGCUAGACAUAAAAAAUAUGUCAGCACAACAUUAAAAUCAUAAGCAAUAACACAAAUCGAUUGUAAUUGUGGAUUUAUCGUACUGAAUUGGAAGUAAAAUGGAAAUGACAGGUACAUGGCGGACACGGCGCUUGCAGGGCGUAUAUUUGGCGGUCAGGGAUAUGGCUUAUGCGCAGCAAACAGUAUCGCAGUAUCGUAUAACAUUUAUUAUUCCAGAUAUGUAUCAACAUGUAAACAUUUCAUAUAGUAUUCAAGAUUCUGUAUAAAAAAUGCAUAUAUAACAAAUUAUUCAAGACAGUGAUUUGAAAUUUCAAAACACAAGUUAUUACACCUCCGUCGAGUGACUUUUAUAAUAAUUUCAUUAGCCUAUAGAACAUUGAAUAAAGUGUCACUUGCUAGAAACGAAAAAUGGUUGACUGUGCUAUUUGACCGUGUCAGAUGCUGCCUACAUGAAUAAGAAAUAUCUUAACAACGUCUUUUUAUACGAGUAUAAUAUGAGACAAUAAGCAGAGGACAACCGAAGACAAACUGAACAGAGUCUGAAUGGAGUACAAAUAUACCUCACAAGUAGAAACUCACAUGUUCGUACAAAACAGACGAAGUUGUAUAAAAAUAUUAUUUUUUCGCUUUACACGUUUUAAGGAUCAACCUUCAUUUUGACGGCGUAUACGGAAGUAUGAGUGCAGUUGGUAACGAACAUUUGUUGACUCCGCGAUCGAUCCAGGUAGCAUUAUCGGUAAAUCUAUUGAUGUACAUGUUUGAAAAUAAAUGUAAGUCAUAGACGGGUUAUUGUAAAUGUUUACAUGCCUAUAGCUUGUAAUAAUUAGAGGAAAAUAUAUGCGGGAAACAUUUAAUACUAGCCAAUAAAACAAAACAAUAGUUUAACAUAUGUCAGGUAGUUAUAAAGGAUUCAAAUAUUGAAAUGUCAUUGUGGCUACACUAAUGGUGUAUGCACCCAUCAAACACAUCAACACGAAUAAGUAUACUGCAUCAUAGUGUGACACAAUUUUGUUUUAUUUAGAAACCAAACUGAUAUUCCGUUUGAUAUGUUUUACCAGUAAAAGUUAAUAAUUGACUUCCCUCAAAGUAACAAAGACCGACAGAAGAUCUUAUACCAAUCACAAUCUGAAUGAUGAAAGAGAUGUAAUCAAAUUGUAAAUGUAAUACCAACCAUAAUGAAAUUUAUCAAUACGAGUUUUACUGAUUGUUUCUCUAAUACAUGUACCUCAGACCCAGCGAAUCAUCUGCAUUGUUUUCCUAUAUGCAUCGCAUUACCAUGUUUAUGAACUAUUGUCCACUCUCCUAUCAAUUAAGCGUUAUAAAAGAUAUUUAUACGAAAUUACGUUUGUUUUCUCAUUGACAUAAGACGUCAGGUAAAAGCUGCUACCUUGGUGCAUGUUCUCAAAUUGUUCUUUUUAGCAGUUUUGGGAAGCAGAAAAAUAUGCACGGUUUACCAUAUGAAAUCCACACUCUCAUACAGUCAAAAGGUACAACAGAACAUACCAACAAGUACGCACACAUGGGAAACUAAAUUUUUGUUAGAAAGAUUUCUUCAAAGGAUAUAUAUAUAUAUGUACUUGAAUUUGAGAAACAAAUAUUUGCCUUUUCUUCAUGCAUCUAUUCUGAUAUGUGUUUAUAAAUUGGCUAUUUCUUCAAAGUUUUGUAUACGUUUUUUAAAUGUGUUGGAGGAAGGCCUAGUUAUCUCCCUUUACAGUGUCAAUACUGCAUGUUCAAUACAGUAGGAUGUUUUUAUAAUUACCUCUGUUUAUGUAUUUAUCUACUGAUGAAUGAGUUAAGAUUAAAAUAAUAGCCAAUUUGAAUGGAAUCAUAUAUGUGUAGACGGAUAAAAGUGAAUCAAACCUCAAUUAUUUAUAAAUAAUUUGUAUUUAUAUUGUAAAUAUAAUGUAAAUAAAAGAUGGC
This is a messenger RNA of Mizuhopecten yessoensis (Yesso scallop), 3533 nucleotides long. Its product is annotated as peroxisomal sarcosine oxidase-like. Bases 50 to 1195 code for a protein of 381 amino acids. The record is from RefSeq and is a predicted model, not a curated record. The transcript has 8 exons. Gene Ontology annotation, cellular component: peroxisome. Lineage: Eukaryota; Metazoa; Mollusca; Bivalvia; Pectinida; Pectinidae. Gene Ontology annotation, molecular function: sarcosine oxidase activity; flavin adenine dinucleotide binding; L-pipecolate oxidase activity.